Daphnia pulex (common water flea) is the source of this 1319-nucleotide messenger RNA. RefSeq lists its product as uncharacterized. Lineage: Eukaryota; Metazoa; Arthropoda; Branchiopoda; Diplostraca; Daphniidae. The transcript is spliced from 5 exons. The record is from RefSeq and is a predicted model, not a curated record. Gene Ontology annotation, molecular function: ligand-gated monoatomic ion channel activity. Gene Ontology annotation, cellular component: membrane. Bases 20 to 913 code for a protein of 297 amino acids.
GCUUUUUAUCUACAUAGCAAUGUUCACUACUGUGAUUUUCAUGGCUCAGUUCGCUAGAAUAUAUUCAAAUUUAUCCACAGUCAUUGACUCGGUUAGCAGAUCGAGACGAAUUUCAGUGAUUGAACGUUCCAUUGAUUAUUCGAUGUAUUUGGCCAGCAUAGUAACAAAUCAAGGGAACAUUUUAGCUGUUAACCGCCUCUCGUUCCGGUUCCUUGUUGGGACUUGGGCAUUGGUUGCCACUGUUUUGGUCAACAGUUAUUCAAGCACAGUCAUUUCUUACAUGACCGUUUCGAAAAAUAAACCAGCCAUCAACACGUUCGAAGAUUUGGUCGCAAGCGAAAACGUAGAGCUCAUUGUUCUAGCUGACACCACGACAAAGAAGCAAAUCAUGGAAGCCGAAUCCGCCGGAGCGAUGAAGACCCUUGGUGAUCAGAUACGUAACAACCCAAGUCGCAUACUAAACAACCUACAGAAAGUUAGCGACCUCUUGGAAACCGAACGCUAUGCUUUCCCCAAUCCUCAAUCGUUUUGCAACAACUUCGUCGCCAGUCAAUUCCAGAAGAAGGGCCAGUGCCGUUUUAAAACAACCGACCCACUGUCGAUGAACAUAUUUCUGUCUGUGCCUUUACAAAAAAACAGCAAAUUCACGCCGAUUUUUAAACACGCUCUGUUGCAACUGUGGGAGACCGGACUUCCUCAGCACUGGGUGAAAAGCAGUAUGCCGCAAGCGCCGAAAUGCUUUCAGAAAACGAAUCUACCAAAUACCGCGAUCCCCAAACCCAUUAAGUUGGGUGAUUUGACUGGCGCGUUCUUGAUUCUGGGUGUCGGUUUUGGUCUAGCAACAUUCUUCUUUCUCAUGGAAAAUAUUAUUCGUUGCAGAUCCCUUAGGACAGCCACGAUUGGCCAAAAAUAAGACCGAAUAAGACAAUAGAUGUGCGAUCACAUUAUGUAUAUCCGCUUUGCGCCGCUUUGUUAGCAAAGCAGGCAUAAGAACUUAAACAGACGUCAAUUUAAUCUUGUUGAGUUGCGAGAUCUUAUUGUAAUCCAUUUGCACGCAAUUCGUGUUUAGCGCAUCAGUAAAUGUUUUAGAAAUUUACCAAACGAUCGUCACAAAAUGAAAUAAUAACGGUCAGUUUAUUGCUCAGCUUAAAACAAUAAAUUUUCAACAAAAAAAGAAUAACGAUUGAAAAAGUAAUUAGAUUUACUGGAUGACAAAAAAAAUGUUCUGGAAGGUUCAAUUGACAAUGAUGGCUCUCAUCUGUUACAGCGGAAUGGAAGUCGAAUCUGUUAUGCAGACACCAAUUGGUGGCAACCAGCUU